This is a messenger RNA of Lutra lutra (Eurasian river otter), 3906 nucleotides long. It is a transcript of the gene MMGT1, whose product is annotated as membrane magnesium transporter 1. Bases 1 to 981 code for a protein of 326 amino acids. Gene Ontology annotation, cellular component: EMC complex; Golgi apparatus; early endosome. NCBI's taxonomy places the organism in Eukaryota, Metazoa, Chordata, Mammalia, Carnivora, Mustelidae. The transcript is spliced from 7 exons. The record is from RefSeq and is a predicted model, not a curated record.
AUGCGAGUCAUCUUCUCACAUCAGGAACCUAUCUCUUCGGAGAAAUGGGCCACUGUCUAUACCUGCCACCACUACCACAUUAGUUUUGUCUCCCCAUCAGAAAUGAACUUCUCCAAAGAGUUGCCUACAUUCUCUACACUCCCAUCUGCUAGUCCAGAGAUUAGCAACGUACAGCCAACGGAAUCCAGUCUGCCACCCAUUUCGUCAGGAGUCACUGGAGGAGUUGGUGCAGAGUUUGGAAAAAUGGAUGAAUUCCGUCUUGGCCAUAUUAAGUUCGAAGUGCCGCAGGAUAGAAAUAAGCGAUUAGCGGGUCUGGAAAUCCAGCUCCGCCCCCCACGGAGAGACAGCGCACGCAAGCUCGGCUCGUGGUCACUCGCGGACCUUAUUCCGUGUCGCUUUCCCCUUCUUCCCGGCAUUCCUGCUUCCGCUUUCUCACGGCUCUUUGGUUUUUCCACCUCUGAGGCACUUCGCGCCCAGGGGUUCGGUGACGUCAUCUCUCUGCGCUGCGCGGACACCCGCCCGUGGAAGAAGGAACAGCUCCGCCGCCCUUCGCCUCUUUUGUUGGGCUGCUGCUCCUCCGGAAUCAUGGCGCCGUCACUGUGGAAGGGGCUGGUGGGCGUCGGCCUCUUUGCCCUAGCCCACGCGGCCUUUUCCGCUGCGCAGCAUCGUUCUUAUAUGCGAUUAACAGAAAAGGAAGAUGAAUCACUGCCAAUAGAUAUAGUUCUUCAGACACUUCUGGCCUUUGCAGUUACCUGUUAUGGUAUAGUUCAUAUUGCAGGAGAAUUUAAAGACAUGGAUGCCACUUCAGAACUAAAAAAUAAGACAUUUGACACAUUAAGGAAUCACCCAUCAUUUUAUGUAUUUAAUCAUCGUGGUCGAGUACUGUUCCGGCCUUCGGAUACAGCAAACUCUUCAAAUCAAGAUGCAUUGUCCUCGAACACAUCAUUGAAGUUACGAAAACUUGAAUCACUGCGUCGUUAAGAUUUUUACAAAUUAUCAUAACAGGACAGGACACAGAGCUGGAAUAUUGGAGUUUGGGGUAUAAAACACUCCCCCCAUCAUCAGUAUUUAUAUUAUAUUGAUCUUUCAGACCUAAUUAAAAAAAGUCUAUGGCCCUUGUUUGUACACUGUCAAUCAAAUCGUUAGUGGAGUAUAAGUUAUCUGUGAAAUGAGUCUGAUCUUUCAUAGAGAGAAUUCUUUUUUCCAUUUAAAACAAACCCAUAUCUUUUGUAAAAGUCACUGUUUUGAGCACAUUUCUUUGAAAAAUGUUGGUGAUUUUGUAAUUAUUUAUUUUCUUAGAUUUCUUUUGCACUUGAGUUUUUAGGAUCCUUUUGGAAAUAAUGUGACUACUGCAUUUUGCAGCAUGAAUGAAAGUUAAAAAGUCUUUGGUUUUUAACAACAAAUGGACUUCUCUAAAGAGACCAAAAUGGUGGCUUAUCAGUUUUUCUUAUGACCCCUAAAAAAUGGCUCUGCUUCAGCAGCUGCUUGCCGGUUUUCAAUUUCUCAUGACUUCUCGUCCCCACCCCCACUCCCAUAUACCUUCUAACAUCGACUGUCUUGUUUCAUCACUUCUCUGGGGUUCUGUGUGCAGUGAGCAAUCCUUGUGUCAGAAAUCCUCUGUCAUAAAUAUAUUUAACAAAUUUAACUUGCUAUAAAGCUACUUGUGUUCUCUUCAUUUCUCUGUCAGAAAUCUCCCCGAUUGAUUAAGUAGUUAAAGAUUAGUUGAAGAUAGACCACAAGACCCUUCAUGAUUUCAUGAAUUAUCUUGCCUGUGUAGAGUAGUAAUCACUGAAGAAAACGGAUUACUUGUCAUCAGCCAGUUUAACUUAUUCAAAGUCUCUGUUAUUUUAUUGCAUACUAAACUCGCAAAUUAGUAAAACUAAAGGAAACUUCUCAUCAAAGGUAGGCUUCAAAGGCAUUGGGACAAAUAUGUUUUAAAUAUUUGGAACUAGUAUCUUCAAUGAAAAACCAUUAAUGUCAUUUAAGAAACUGUUUUAUAGCUUCGGAUUCGUUAGCAGGCUUAGAGUUUUUCCAUCUUUGUUGGAUGCUGCUGAAGAUGAGGAUGAGGGGACAGAGUAGACUUUUUUUUUUUUUAGAAACUAAUUUUGGGUUUGGAAAUUUGGCUAGCCCUUCGAUCUGCAGGGAGCUGAACGCCUCUUUGUAGAGAAGGCUGCUUUUGUUGAAAUGUACAGGUAUGAAAACAUUGCUUUCUUUGAAUUGUAUAGGUGCAAAGGGAAUGACUCUGCAGACUUGAAAAGCAAUACGCUUUCGGCAAGAGUUGUAAGAUGCCCUUCUGCUUGACGACAUUUUUCCCAUUAGAAAUGGACCUCAGCUCUUCUUUUCUGCUGGGUAACACGUAGCCUCAAAGCACGAGACUCUUUUGUCGUUGAGCUUUUACUGUUGAUUAGUUUUGUUUUGCCAACCCAAUCUGUGGAACACUGACUCUGCUCUCUAAGGAGAACAAAGUUAGAAAUCUGCUGAUUAGCCUAAGGUAAUUUAGAAAUGAGUUAAAAAUGGAAUUCAGGGGUUAAUAUGAUGAUAAUUAAAUCAAAAUAUUGUAUGAGAAACAAGCUCCUCCCAUCAGGCUUGCCUGCCAUUUCCUCAGGUAUGACUUGAUUCGAAAGAGCCUCUUCUCUUUGGGGGCUGCCUUCCUUUUUUUAUUAUCCACAUACCUUCAGUGCAGCCAUUUAAAGGGUGCAGUUCGGUGGUUUUGUCAUAUAUUUGUGAAAUUAUGCAACCACUAGCACAAUGCAUUUUAGGACAUUUCUAUCACCCCUAAAAGAAACCCUGUACCCUUUAGCGGGUGCCUCUCCUAUCCCCCUGGCCCAGUGCCUCCCAGCCCUGGGCAACCACUAAACUGCUUUUUGCCUCUAUAGAUUCACCUAUUCUGGUCAUUUAUUAUGAAUGGAUUCAUACAAUAUCUGGUCUUUAGUGACUGGCUUCCCAAGUAUAGUUUUGUGUUCUGUGUGGAGUGAGAACUUCUCCCCUUGAUGAGAACUGUGAUCGCUGUGGAAGGAAGUGGUUUGUCAAAUCAGUAGAUGGGGAGUAGGGAGGGCCAAACACUUAGCCGUGUUUCUUCAUCAAUCUUAGGCUGAAUGGUUUUCCCUUGUAACCAAGCACUCAUGAUAUACUACUAUUUAUAAUAUUUUGCCUAGUCUCUAGAAUAGAUAUGGAAAUCUUUGCCUGCCCAGUCAGGAAAGUCCUAGUAAAAAUUAUGCCUGAGGAUUUGGCAGAUAAUUGACAUAGUUUUCAGGUGCGUCUAACUUUGCUAGCAGCUUGUAUACCUCGGGCCAGGUGAGCUUCCCAAAUUUCUUCUUCAGUGUCCUCCAGUGAAUUUCUGUUUUCUUUUUCCAAUAUGUACCAUAGAACUAAAGGUGAUUUGGGUGCAUCAUAACAGUGCUAAAUGGAUUAAACUCAGAAUUUUAUUUAUAAUGCUUUGAGACAGUCCAUGACUACCUAGGGUAGUUUCCCACCUGCCCCCCCCCCCCAAAAUGUAGUGAUGUAAGCUAGUUAAGCCUGCAGUUAACUGCCAUUUUAGUGACUUUCAGAAGUGUGCACUCUUGGACGGCUCUCUAAAAUAUAGGAAGAGACUUCUUAAUAACUAGGGAACCAGCCAAAUGCUAUGGGCUAGUGGCCCAGCCACAGAAAAUGCAGAUCGGCGGAUUGGAGACCAUGAUGCUCUGUAACUCCCUAAUGAUUGUUUCCUAAGCACUGUGGCUUAUUUUUGAGUGGCAUGACAGCAUCUUCCUGGUUGUAUGUGGCCUGUUUCCAUGAUGUAUUGAGUAGUGUUGUUUGUUGUGAACAUCGAUGCCUGUAACACCAAGCUAAACACCUUCUUUUGGAUAUGUUUCCUCUCUCUAAAUGGCCUUGCCCUGUCCAAUAAAUAAAUGAUUGUCUCACCCUGUU